Molecule: messenger RNA, 7725 nt
Organism: Rhineura floridana
Lineage: Eukaryota; Metazoa; Chordata; Lepidosauria; Squamata; Rhineuridae
Gene: LHFPL7
Product: LHFPL tetraspan subfamily member 7
Exons: 5
Coding region: 1-1389 (462 amino acids)
Cellular component (GO): membrane
Source: RefSeq, a predicted model, not a curated record
AUGGCGGCGCGGGGAGAGGGAGGCGUCGUGGAGGCCAAGGCGGUCCCGUCUCCCUCUCAGGGCUCCUGGGGCAGCGCCUUCCUCCUGCUCCUCCUGCAACCACCACCGCCGCCUCCGGUGCCGCCGCCGCCGCCUCCCGCUCCCCUCACGACGGAGGAGGCAGCCGCCAUGUUGGCAACAACCGCCGCGCAAGCUCCUUCUUCCGGGGGUCGAACGGUUGAGGAGGGGACAGGCCUCGCGGAGCAUCUCGGGUUUUUUCGCGUCCUCGCCUCUUCCGAGUUUGCGUCCCGGCGAGAGCUGGGAAAGCUGCGCUGGGGAGACGCCCACCGGGGGCGAAGCCCAAGCAAAACCCUCGGCGGGAGAGGGAGGCGGCGAGCGCACCUGCUGGCCGCGCCGAAAGCGCACGGGCUCGCCAAACCUCCCCAAGGGCGCGCCGGACCUCUCCAAAGCGCCACCUCUGCGCCACGUGUGUGUGUGGCCGGCGGGCCUCGUCUCGUGCCCCUCCGUCGCCGGGGCCGAGGCCGAGGUGAGCCAGCAAGGGGGCGCGCCUUGCUGAGCUCCCCCCCGCCCCGCUCUAUGCCGGCGCGCCAGAAGGAGGAGGAGGAGAAGAAGAAGAGAGCCGCGGCCGGGCGCGUGGAUGCGGUGGCGGCGCUGCUGUUGCGGGAGCGCACGGCGGCUGCAUCGGCCGCUUCCGCGACGGGCUCGCUGGGCCGGCCGCCUCCCGCCGCCGCCCUUCUCCCGAGGAUGUUCAGCGGCGUGGGCUGCUUCUGGGUCCUCUUGUCGUCCUGCCUCGUGGCCGUCUGCAGCUUCAGCUUCCUCUCGCCGGCGUGGAUCGUCAAGGACCGCGGGGGCGCUCGGCGGGUGGUGGUGGCGGCCGCCGCCCUGGGAAGCAGCGAAGGCGGCGGCGAGGUGAGCUUCGGACUGCUGUGGCACUGCUCGGAGUCCCUGCGCCGCAUCCUGCACGAUUGCUACGCCGUCGGCGGCCUCGGGAGGUUCGGCGAGAUCCCCUCCGGGUCCUGGCAGACGAGUGCUGUGCUCUGUUCUGGGGGCUGUGCUCUCCUGGCCUUCAGCUCCCUCCUGGCAGUCAUCGUGAUCUUUCUCCCAAGCGGUCCAUGCGAGAGACGGGUCUGCACCCUGGCUGGCUACAUUCAGACAGCAGCAGUGUUCAUCAUGGGAUUUGGACUCUUGGUUUAUCCGUUCGGCCUUGGCUCCGCCGCCGUGAGGAGACACUGCGAGAAUUCGAGCAUCUACUAUGCAGGCGAGUGCCAGAUUGGGUGGGGGUACAUGCUGGCCAUUGUCGGCGUCAUGCUCUCUGUCUUUCUCCCGUUCUUUGCCAAAUACGCCCCGAAAGAGCAGGCCUCUCCCACUCCCAUACCCUCGAUUUUGUAGUACUUUGUCGGCCCUGGACAUCCGGACGUGCCCGUUUGAAAUCGGUGGAUGGCAAGAGUAGGAGAGGACUUCUUCUUAGCUUCGUUGCUAAGGAAGGACGUCGGGGGCAAUGAUAGCAACAAGCGCUUGUGUUACUACAAAAGACCCCCCAAACGCGCUGGUGUGUCUUCCAUGUACAUGAGGAAUGAACGCUCUGGAACGGCGAUACGAGGACGCUCAGCAACAGACAUGGAUAACGGCUGAACGCCUCAGAAACAAAACAAAUCUGUCUUUAUCCUCAGAAUAUCUGUCUACCUCCUAGUUUCUUGUGUGUGCGUGUCACGAAACUUUUUCUAAAGUUCAAUUUUAUACCGUAUUCUUGAAUAUCUGGACUUUUUGAUCCUCCUUGUUUUUCAACCCGCUUUGUGCUGUUUUGUAAGUUAUAUUAUUAUGAUGGGGGGGGAGUUUGUUGGUGAUGAAUUGAGUAAUGGCAAAAAUAAUGUCUCCCCCCCCCCCGUUGUUGAGUCAGUGCAUGCCAGUACCAAAAUCAUGCAAAGACACCUUUCUCUAAGGUCAGAAGUAUAGAUCUCAGCUUGCUGAUCUAUUUUAUUUUUAGCUGAGUUUUGGUUAAAGAGGCAUUUUCUGUGUCUAAAAUCGUGCAACUAAUCUUCAGGGACACAAUUUCAGGAAGAAGCAGAGCAAGGUUCUCAGCCUGGCUUAAAGGCCCACUGUUGGUGAUCAUCACAGUCACAUUAUUCUUAAGAGCCUUUAUUGUGGUUACUUCUUAAUAUCUCAUUGUUAACUUUUGACAGCCUCCAACCGAAAGGGGCGUAGACAAAUCCAUGGAGCGUGAUAGGUCUGUCAAUGGCCACUAUGGGUUCUGCUGGCUGGUGCCAGUGCAAAAGCAUUCCAUCAACCUAACAGGCCGGUAUCAAUUCAAGUUCAUUCGUUGUCUGCUAGCCACUGCUUUUCCCAAUCCAUUUUUUUCCUUGCAAAAAAAAUUGAUACUAGUAUCAAUAUUUAUGUUGAUAAUUUGAAAGGAAAUAUCAGUAAAAUUAUUGUUCUUAAUAUCUAUAUUUUAGAGGUGGGUUUCUUUUUUACAAAACUUUUCAAAACUUUUUAGCUAUGGAAAAUUGCUACAUAAAAAUCUGACCCGCAACUAUAGAGAAUAAGCAAAUUAAUGGAAAAUUCAGUACCAAGUCUGAAUUGGGCGAAAUUCUAGCACAUCCCUACUAGUCACAAUAGCUAGAUAUUGCUUUCACCGAUAGAGGCAGUCUACCGCAGAAUACCAAUUGCUGGGAAGGAAGAAUGGGGCUGUUGCUUCUGGGCUUCCCGGAGGCAUCUGAUUGGCUGCAGAGGGAAAGAGGAUGCUGGACUGGAUAGGCUUUUGAUCUGAUCCUAUAGGGUGCUUAUUCUAUAGCAAACAUGAUGAACACAAGUCAAAAAGCCUGCCUCACACAAUUAUUUUAUUUUUUUAAGUAAACAGCAAUGUGGUUUCGGUACCUAUACCUGACACAUAGACCCACAUAAUUACUUAAUUGGUCUCUGCGUCUUCACCAGCAAAUUGGCCAUAAAUAUUGGUUCUCUUAAGAAUUAGUCGUAUCGCUUCUCGGCCUUUUGGCUAAGAUCACGUGUAGUUGUAUGUGGGCACCCCCUCCCUCUCUCCCCCCCUCCCAGUAUAUUGUCAUUGUAACAAUGUACGUGCUACAAGACCGAUGCCAUCCCUUUACACGCAAGAAUUCAUUUAACUGAUUACUUUUCUAACAUGGAAUUGCAUGCAGUAAUUUGAGCCACACACGCACACAGAAUUGAAAUAAAGCAGGUGGACUUAUUUGGGUUUUAUUAGGCAAUAAUUCUUCAUCUUCCUUUAUUUUUAAAAAUGGCGGAUUGGGGCUCAGCCCUGACCCUCGUGCAUAUCGGGAGGCAUGGAGAGAGUAUAACUCAUAAGGUUGUGGUUGGUUAAAAGCGCCCGGCCUGUAUCUAAGUAUGUAUGCAUGUAACAAUUAAAAGGAAUUAAGCCACUUAUCAAAAAACACAUGUUUUGAAGCCAGGGGUCCUGUCUGCAGAUUGCAAGGAUGCUAGUGGAAAAGAGACAGAGAGCGAGAGGGGAACAAGCUUUAUUUUCAUUGUGAGAAUCGUGUCGAUCCAAGAUGUGUCAAGCAGCUGACUCUGAGCACAUGAAUGCUGACAUCUGGCCAAAUUUUUUAUUUUAGUUUAUUGUGCCAGAGCCUACUGUUCAGAUAAGAUGCUGAAGAAAGCUGUCUUGGUGGCUUAUAAAACACAACUCAGCGUUAAGUGUUUCUCUCCCAGCUGAACAAAACUGAAUCUGACGUGAAGAAGGUUCUAGCGGCAGGCGCGGCAUUUGCUGCGGUUCCGUUGCCACGGCCUGCUGCUGUAACAAACGCACCAUUUGCCUUAAACCGAAGAAAAAGCGAUUUGGGUCCCGAAUCAGAUCUCAACUUCAUUUCAUUUAAAGCAAACGCUUUUGGCUUUUGCCGUUCAGAUCUGAACAGAAACUAUGGUGAUUUGGUAAUGACCGUCGCCAGUUUGUCUAGGCCAAACAGAAAUGUCUUUAAGACUAGCAUUAACUAAACAUGUUGACAUCCACCUUCCUCCGUAAUACUGGAGCAUUGAACUAAAUGAUCUUGAACCUUUCUCCAUUUCUGGUCGUUCACUUAUUAAACGUACAUUAUCAUUGAAUUGCACUGCCAAUAUCCUUGUAGGAUCCGUAUCCAGCGCUUACAUGCCUGCAGUGCUGUUCGGUUGCUUUCACGAUCGUGACAUGUGACCAAAUGACCCAUGGCUCAACUGAACGCAGUCAUUCGCCGUUUUCAGAUUUACCAACCUCACCCUGUUUCUGUGCCCCUGCAGGGGUGGUAACUCACCGGUGGAGCAUCCGCUUUUGCAUGCAGAAGGCUCCAGGUUCAAUCCCCAGUGGCAUCUCUCCAUAGAGCUGGGAAAAGACUCCUGUCUGAAACCCUGCAGAGCUGCUCCCAGUCAGGGUAGACUAGCAGUGGGGACCUUUGUCCCAGGAGCCAAAUGCCACCCCUACAGAAUUCUCUCAUCUGACUCUUGGAGGGCCCCCCCAGACCACACCCCUCACUGGCCCUGCUUUUUGUACCAUCCACGAGUGUUUUUGCCUCGCUGGGAUGCGUCUUCGAACUCUGAUAAUGCCUCUUGCUUGCUGGGUGGAGGAUGGAGAGAUGUGCUUGUGUGGGGUGUGUAGAAAUCUUUGAAUGAAACGUGGCUGCAAUGGAGCCUUGCUUUACGAAAGUAAGAGUUGCAUCCAUUGCUCCGCCCGCUUCUUGGCUCUGGCCCCACCCACCCUUGGCAUGACCUCCCCCCUGCCACACUCUCUGAAGGCCUUCCACCCGUCCCUCUGCUUUCAUACUUGCAACCAGACCCGGGGUGAAGCUGUGACCACUAUCUUCCUCCUCUUUCUCAGUCUCAGCGUUUCCCCUAGAGGAAGACGACAGGGGCAAAACUAGGAUGUGUGUCAUUGGCCCUGGCUCCGCCUGCUAUUGGGUCUCUUUGCCUUCUGCCCAGCCAGUCCCAGUGGGCACCAGCCACCAUGGGUAGGUGGACCAAUCAGUCUGACUCAGAUAAGACAACUACCUGCGCAUCCACUUUCAGGAGUGCUUCAUUCUUACACAUAGUGAGCAGUCAGCAGACGCCUUCUGCUUGGAGCAACAGCACAAGGAGGGCCAAUUUAGAUAACAACCCCUCAUUUCUGGAUUUCACGCAAGCAACCUCUUUCGUUGCUUGCACUCUGUGGGUUGACUCCAUUGCUAGCCCUAACUCGGAGUAGACUCGUCUGCGUUAAUAGGCGUGAUCAACUUCAGUACAUGGGUCUAGCCUGAGUAGGCUGUAGCUGAAUCCAACUCUCUGCUUCUCUAGACAUUAAUGGCCAGAGCAGUUUGGAAUUUUCCUCAUCAGUAAGGUGGGGAGUGUAAAAGAAGUAGCUAAAAGGCAGAAAGAAAACUCUUAACGUCAAUAGCGAGAGAUGGAGGGAGGAAAACUGGGAAAGUGACAUUUUUUCAUUCCCAACUGACCUGUGCCUUUUAACCAUACGGGAUCCCUCUUGACCAUCAAGUCAAAAUGCUCAUCAGCCAGUGAAAAUGUAGUAUAAUGUUGUAAAAAAUGUAUUUCUCUGUGUGGUUUGAGGUUUUUAAAACCAGUUUUGUGUGCUGUUUGCUUAGGCGUUUCACUAGAAGAGUGAUUUCUUGGUGUGCACGGGCGGAGGGGUGUGUGGAAUCAUUUUUGCAAAAACUGGACAUUAAUUUUAGCCCCAGGUGGGGUUUUGGAGCACUCCGCCAUGAUUAUUUCUGGCGAGUUCAUAUCUUUGCGUUGUUGCUUUGAAAGGAUCUGUACAAAUUCUAUUGUACCCAAAACUAUUUCAUAUUUAAAACUGCUUUCUAGAGUGCCAACUUAGUAACGAUGUCAAACGUCGUUAUUCCCUCCCCCCGAAGCGUACAUCAGAAAAUAAUAGAACGAUGCUUCCAUUUUGUAUUUUGUAUAAUUUUUAAAUAUGACUUACAAGUACCAUUGGUUAAUGUGACUUGAAACACAGGGAAAGGUCAUUUUAAAAUUCAAACAAUAAUCUGGAGAAAUGUGGCAUUUGUCAGGUAGAAAAAAACUGGUGGAUAUGAAUCCUCUCCCUUGUAAAAAGAUAACAUAAUCAUUUGGCUGCUACUUGGUUUGGAUGCAAAGAUCCCUUUCCUCCGAUAGGAGCAAGACUCCUUCUGUCAAGAGGAACAGGAUUUUGCAUCCAACCAGUUGCUCUUGUGGAAGUCCCCUUAAGAGACUUAACCAUUUAGAGAAAUGAAGGGGGGGCAGGCCCCUCGUGUUUCCUGUUUCUUCCAAAUAUUAAAAGCCAUGUGUACAUCAGAUGAUUGCGCCAAUAAUUCCUAAGUGGUGUGACACAAGAAAACAGCUACCAGGGCUGUGAGAACUCAAGUCAAUAAUGUGCUUCUGUGAGACCAAAACCCAGGUGCUUUUGAGGAUUGUGGUUCUUUGUGGAUCUAGUGUCCCUAGAGGCCUUGCUUCCUCGCAACUGCAGAUUGUUGCCCCAUCUCCACAGUAGGUGUGAUUACAGAGACACAGCACAAGUGGCUGCCCCUUGGAGGAAACUCUCUGUUGUGUCUCUGCAUGAAUCUAGGGCCAGCACCCAGUAUCUUUGGGUAAGUGUCUGGACCCCAGCAGCACCCGCAGCUUAUGUCUGCUCUGGAUGAGUAGCUAUGUGUAGGGAGGGGCAAUCAGAGAGCUCUACGAUGACAGCCCCCUCAAACCUAUGGGCCACAGAGAUACAGGGGAGUGGGCUCCUCGAACAGCGGGUAAUUUUUGAAAGCAAAUCUUUUCCAGUUAUAAGAAUGGAGUGUGCCUUUGAUUUUUUUUAACAAGCAAUUAUGUCUUCAGCUAUCAGAAAUUUGGGGAACACUUUUAAGUUUAAUGGCUUGGCUUUGAGAUGUGAGCUGUCUCUGCUGAGAUGGGUUGUGUUUUGAGCUGGCAUUUGCUGAUCUUAAAAUCCUUAAAACGAAUCCUUUGAUGGCUUCUUUAGAGAUAUGGGUUAUUGCUUGAUUCUAGUUAUCACAGGUCUCAACCAUGUUUUGACCAAAAGGUGGCACCCAAGCCUAAAAGAGUGAUAAUCAGUAAAUGCACUGAUAAACAUGGAUCUGUGAUUUGGCCCUCAAAGUGGAUAGGUGAGGCACCCUCAGAGAUUCAGACUGCAAAGCUGCACAUAAAUACAAUGGCUGCAUUCGAACAUAAUGAUAAACAAUAGUUUAUCAUGGCAAGAACAAGCCUAGCCUCCCUCCAUGCUGGCAAGGCUGUGAGGAAGAGAUUGGAAUCUUUCAUUUCUUAUUUCAAAUAACCACAGUUUGGUGUUGCAUCAGAAUCCUAAACUGGGAUUAACAUUAACUAUGGUUUGAUGAAACAAGACAGCUUCAUAAAUGGUGGUUUGAAGUUGGCAUGUUUCAAAUGAAGCAUAGGUAAGAUUAACCAUAGUUUGUUGGGUUUGGGCAACAUGGCAGGAGUGAAGUGAACUCCUGCUGGGAGGAAGGGCAGGAUAUAAAUCAAAUAAUAAAUAAAUAAAUAAAAUAAGUGAACGCUUCUGAACUCUUCCUUGUGGCCACACAUAGAAGAGUACAAAGAGGGAGUGCACAAGCUGGAGGGGAGGCUAGACUUGCCUCCGUCACAGUACACCAUGGUUUAUUGUGAGAUCCACAUGCAGCUAUUCAUUGACUGUGAAUACACAGUAGACAAGGAUAUGAGCUGAGAAAUUACAUAUAGAGUCUGCAAGUUAAAUUGUGCAUAUAGCUUUUUUAUUUUUGUGUUUUUUUAAAAAAACAGAUUACUGCU